This is a messenger RNA of Ooceraea biroi (clonal raider ant), 7429 nucleotides long. It is a transcript of the gene thw, whose product is annotated as chitin-binding domain protein thawb. The record is from RefSeq and is a predicted model, not a curated record. Lineage: Eukaryota; Metazoa; Arthropoda; Insecta; Hymenoptera; Formicidae. Gene Ontology annotation, molecular function: chitin binding. Gene Ontology annotation, cellular component: extracellular region.
AUCGCGCCGCGACUCCCUCGCGACGAGCGUUCGCCUCGGAGUCUCUCUCGACCUCAGCUUCACCAGUUCGUUCUCUCCGCUUUUCCUCCCUCUUUCACCCUUCUUCCUGUGCGUCCGAGCGACACGCGGACGAGACCGCGCGGCGUCCGCGCGCGUUGCGACCCCGCUUCCUUCCGCUUUGUUUGGUCCGCUCUGUUUCCGGAGCCGGUCGCGUGUGUGCUACGAUUUCCGGGGUUUCCGGCAGAUCUGCUGACGAACGAGAGGAUCCAGGAUAUCGACACGUCAGCGAUCGUGGGACCGGGAUGUUCGCAGGAUUCUGUAGCGCUAGAGCUGUGGCCAACGAUCUACCAAACAUGCUACGCUUCGCGGCUCUUCUUCUGUGUAUCGCUGCUAUUUACACGCCCGGCCACUGCGAGAGAGGAGUUUCGCGAGAUGUCGAGCACGCGAGACUGCCAGAGUUCCUCACGGAAUUGGACCUGUCGAGUCUCGAGGCAUCCGAGGAAGACGUCGAAGCACUGAAGAAAAUCGUGAAAAGGCUGGCGCCCGAGAAGAACGGCGAGUACCAAGUUUACCAAGUGUUCUUCGGUAACGAGGACCUUCUCAAGGAAUGGCUCAAAGGAGCGGGCGUGACGGGACAGCCCGGGGUGGAUUACCCAGCCCUCACGUCGAUUCCAGCCACUUCGUUCAGCUGCCGCGGUCUGAGAGGGGGAUAUUAUGCGGAUUUAGAGACAAAUUGCCAAGUAUUUCAUAUAUGCGACAAUGGACGCAAAAUCUCGUUCCUCUGUCCCAACGGUACCAUAUUCCAGCAGUCACAGCUCAUAUGCGACUGGUGGUUCAAAGUGGAUUGCAGCAAGUCCACGGAGCUGUAUGAACAGAGCGCCGAGCAAUUAGCUGAAGAGGAAAAGAAGCGUGCGGAUGCAAGGAAGAUGAAGUCCGAGUUCCAUCGCACGGUGGAGCAGCAGGGUGAUGUAAAUUAUUACGACAACCAGAAUGUCGACUACGACGGUAGGCAAAAUGGCAGGACAAACCCGUACGGUCAGAUCGGCGCUAAGCAGAAUCAACUUCCGCAGAGGCAGGAAGAACCCAAAUCCGCUCAGAAUUUCGGACCGAACAACGUUUUCGACAAUGCACGCGACCGUUAUUUCCAGGGGAACAACGCGAACACGCUGCGUGCGAACGAGAAAACGAAUCAGUCGCCCGAGAAUUUUAACCAACGGACGAAACAACGACCGUAUCACGACGGCGGCUCGAAUUAUCAAGCGAACAACAGGCAGAGGAAUCAGCUGGUAGACACGCAGAGCUCUAAAUUCAACUACGAGCACGGCAACAAGUUCCAAGAUACUCGACAGAAUUACCAGACCACCUUAAGCAGCGCGCAAUCGGAUCGCUAUCGAUCGAACCAGAAUGCAGCACGCGACAAUGAGAAACCGGGACUCAGGGGUCCGAAGUCGCGGACAUCGACGCGAAACAAUCUGUUCGGCUCGAGUCAGUCGCAGAAGGCCACACCGACUUACAUGGAGACGACCACCUUCAGAACGACAACCGCGACGCCGCCAAGGGAAUACCAGCAAUUUGCAGAGAGUGCCGCUUUCGUAUCCAACCGAGGAAAUCGCUUCAACUCGGGCAAGUACGAGAGCAAUCGGCAAUUCUAUUAUCAAUCGUACAACGAGCAACGAGAUCACUCCGGAUUUGAUGGUCGUGAGACGACGACGUUGACGCCGGACGAGGAAGGCGGUAGAGUGUCCUUCGCACCGAAAACAGGCGUCCCCCCGUUCCCCGGUCCCACGUAUGCACCCAUCUAUAAACCCAGGACAACGACGUUACCGCCUUACGAAACGACGUUGCAGUACACGCCAACCACCGAGACGAACUUCUACAGCACCCCCUUCUACAAGCAAGGCGACGUCCCGGAGACCACGUACUUCAAUUACGGUACUGCGACCGUGACGCCGUCCACCGUGGAGGAGUACUCGACUACGGAAUCCUUUGCUGCGUACAACGAUCAGCGAACUCCGCCCGCCAUAGGAAGAGUACCGCCAGCGGCCGGAAAUUAUCAGAACCAAUACACGGUUGACAGCAGAGUGACUGAGCAGCGAGACACCAGUCGAGACGUCGGCUCCUUCGCUACUACGCGUCCAUAUGUGAAUACCGAGAGCUACCGACACAAUACCGCAGCUAAUUUUACGUCGGAUGUCAGUCAGGAUGCAUAUCCUUCUUCGACGCCUUUCUUCGACAACUCUCCGCGCGAUCAGACCGGUCGAGAUGCCACAACUCACGCCAAUUAUCCAAAUAGUGCCGCUGAUAUCGAUGUCAAGGGGACAACGAAGGAUCCUUGGCAUACCUCCUCGCAGAACUUCCGACAGAAUUCGAUCGGUUCAACCGAGAGACCAUGGAAGAGCACGAACGUCUAUCAACAGAGCGGCUCCACCAGCAAGACGUUGAGUCCGUAUGAUACCAGUUUUACGUACAAACAGGGGAAAGUGUUGUCCACCUUGGGCCCGUACGUGCCUUUCACGAAGAACUACGUUUACUCGACGAUGACCAGUACAACGCCGAAGCCAUUGGCCACGGUGCCAACUUACAGCCCCACCCUGGCGAAUUAUCGCAUGACGACGAGCAAUUUGGUACCCAAAGUGAAAUCGUCGACUCCGGUAACAAGCAGGCCCAAGGAUCGAGCGACCUAUCUACCCGAAGUGAGCACCAAGCGACCUACGACUUUGGAGGACCGACCGUAUGCUGAACGGGAACACGCGCUUAGCAUGCUGAACUCUCUUCGGGGUCUGGAGAACAACGUGAACAGCUUGAGCGAGACUGACAAAAAGGAGAUUGCAUCUAGUCGGAACUUGCCCGCCGCGCCUGGUCCGUCCACCUUGCAUUCGUUAGCCCUGUACUUCGCUACGGCUGACAGCUUCGAUUCUAACGAGACCACCGGGCCGACCACCAGUCAAGAAGCGAAAGACGAAGAAGAGAGUCAUUCGAGCAACGCAUCCGUCGAAUUGCCGACCAGCAUCCUCACGCAGCACACUAUCGCCUCAUACGCCGAGCUGUUCAAUCUGAACAAUGCGCUUGAGGGAAACGUUACCAUGACUGAGCUGGCGGCGGAAAUAGACGAUAUCGCGAGUGAGAUCGACAGCGACGACCUCGAGAUCGAGGAAAGCGAAGGCCCGCUAAACGGUGCAAAGAGAUCGAACGGCACGAAGCUGCGCGAAUUGGCUCAGGUGUUCACCCACGCGCUGUCGGCGUAUCUGCAGGAUCCGGACACGUUCAAGAAGGUGCUCACAGAGAUCAGACCCACGGAACCAUCGGCGACAGCGACCGAUGGCAGUCAGUACGAGACGACGACGUUCUAUCCCACCACCGUGGAGGAAUAUGCAUCGGUCACCAAAGAGAAGGACGAGGUCCUGGACUUCUCGGACGACACCGACCCCGCUAGGAGACGCAAACCGUCCACCGUGUUCUCCGCUACUUUACAGCCACCCGUCACCUCCGAUGGCUCAUACUCGACGUCAUACGAUGGAUACUACUCGACUAACCAGUACCCUACGCAAAGACCGGUUUACUACCCGAGCACGACGCUGUUACCACCCGGCUCGGAUAAUUCGAGGGAGUACGUCGAGUCUUCAACGCAGGGCGGCAACACAUUUGCCUUCGAGGUGAAUCGCGCUUUCACCACCACUACGAAUAGCGCUAUUCGCGGUUACGACGGCGACACGAGAGAUUCGACCGAUCUGUCGCCAGUCUAUGAUAAUUAUUUCCCGUUGGAGGAUGAAAGCGGAAAUCAAAACAGGGUUGGUGGUUUCCAUAAGAAUACGUCAAGUACCUUCCAGCCAUACGGCAAGAACGUUAAGCCACUCGAUGCUACGCCCAUAAAUAACUACGUGGGAUCAUCGACACCGGCAUCUUUUCAGAAUUAUGAAAGCACUACCUCGUCUAACUGGGGCAGAGGUUCCGCCGGGGAAAGACCGGCCCAAAAUCUGACACCGCCAUAUUAUCAACGUUUCGGUAAUGUAAAGAGUUUCGAGGUUUCCAACAGCAUCGUGCCAACUCAGAUACGCUCCACGACGCCAUUACCAAGCAGCAAAUCUGCCUACCAGACGGCCAGCAGCACCGUUCAACCCUUCAGGAUACGUUAUUACGAACCGACUACAACAACGGCGACACCUGAGCAUCGAAAGGCCAGUCCCGAAUCUCUCGUCACAGCUCGCAGUUCGUACGCGAAAUUUAGGAAUAACUACAAUCGCAUAGAAGGCACUCGCAGGCCCGCUGACAACGUAGCGACAACAGUAGCAACGACUCGAGACACUGUUGGAACGUUGGACCCUGUCUCCGCGACGUACAGCGAUACCGAUGUCACUCCAUACACCAUGACCAUCACUCGCGCAACCUCCAGCAAGUCAGUCAACGCAUCAUCCACUGCUGGCCAGUACAACUCGCUGAACAACGACCACUGGACCUCCUCGCCCAUGGUGACUCAGCUCUGGGAGACGACGGUGUUCGUGGAUCCGCGGCACAUCAAUCGUGGUCUGGAAUCGAGCGAUGAAACCGCCCGACCGAGUGCCACAACGAACAACGUUGUCGGUGACGAAUUCGUGGCACCUACCGUAGCCGCGACCACCGUAAGAUCGCCGACGUUCUCCAACGAGGUUCCCGAGGAGACGCGCACCACCACCAACACACCGAGUCCCUGGCAAUGGGCGUCGAACGGCAAUGACUCGCCCGUUGCGUUCACCCUGCUGCCGACCACCUUUACUGCGGAGAAUACAGCAACGCCGACUCCGAUCAUCACGACGCGAUCAAGCAUAACGACCACGAUUACGUCCUCGGUCACGUCGACCAAUUCCAUUCCUCACGACAGUUUAGCGUCCACUUUACUGCCAUUCGCGGUGACCGCUGGCAACGCGCUGAACGCCACCGAGAACGAGGUGAUCAAGGCGCAAGAGAUGUUUGGCAAGCUGAAUGAGACAAGCUCCGAGACGCUGAUGCGGGUAAUGCAACAGGCCGACAGCAAUGAAAUGGUGAGACAACUGGUGCUACUGUUGAUCAACCACUGCAACGGGCCUAGAACCAAGACGGCGGAGCAAGAGAAGGAGCAACUGUUGGACGCUCUCUUGAGAAUGCCCGUUAACGAAUUCAGCUCCGAAGAAUCGCGGGAGAUUGUUGCCGGUAUCAGCAGACUGAAUCUUUCUGAUGUCAACACACGACCGGCUGCUUUGUUGAAUUUCACGGUAAAGGCUCCUCGAGCGUCCUCCGUGAGACCCACGUCUGAACCAUCCAUCACCACGUUUCGCAGUAGAACAGGACGGAGAUUCCGGACGACUACCGAGAGCACCAGCAGCUUCGCAAGAAGAUCCGACGAACCCGUUUCGGAUGCGAAUAACUCGUUGUCGGAGGACGAAACCACCGCGUCCGACAAUAGAGCUCUUGAGCUCCUCAGGUCGCUCUACACGAUAGCUGCUAAGUGGGGCUGAGUAGCCGUAUAAUCGACGACCGAUCGGAACUACGCGCGCGUCGGAAAACUCGCGAGAUGAAGAUCUCGCUGGAGUUAGAAGACGUCCAUCUAUCCGCCGGAAUAGAGAUCGUUGCUGUCACCCGUUCGUCAUUAUCGCGCCGCUUCGCCCUGUCAAGCUCGUGGGUUCGAGAACACGAACCCGAAAAUCGGUCAAUCGGUUUUGAUCUCGGCCCAUCAAUUGUUACGUCAAAAGUGAUCUGCGAUUUCUUAAAAGGUACACGAUAUCGUAUUUCCCUUAGCGGAUGUCGUUAUUGUUCAAGGAUUGGCUGCGAUUGGUAUCAUUGAUUUAGAUCCUCUUGAGAAAUUCGUGUUACGCUUGAUCGCUAUAUCGUUGCGCUUGUACGUAAUAUAUAAUACCCAGAAUCUUAAAUCAGGCUUGAGUUGAGGGUUCGGCAUCUCUGGCCUUGGUUCGAUAAUAUGUCACUGCGAUACACUGAAGUUCGAUUUAACUUGGGGCCGAGAUUGACACCUACGCUCGCGGAUAUUAAGUGGGUCGUACAAGCCGACCGGUUCCUGUAUGUAAUCCGAACUGGCUGCUUGGUAUCCGCGUUCGAGCGUAACUCGCGUCGGUUAAUAUGCGGAGUCCCGAUCGAUCAUCGAUCGAUAAAAUCGCGGUGUAAUAAUUAGCCGACUGUAAUCCGACGUUUAAGAUUAUGUAUCGCUCGCCGUCCUCUUUGUUAAGAAUAAAACACCGAUCGCCCCGGAACUGUUACUUGGCAAAUGUUAUUUGCGAAAAAUGCCUGCCAUACUUUGUCCUUCCUAUUCAGUAAAUUUGCGCCGUACGAAUAUUCAAUUUAACAACAUUUUCCUCUCAUCAUAAAGUAAUUUUAAAUAUUGUACACGAGCUACUUUAACAUGUCUGAUUUAUUUUUAACGCAAUGGUGCUACCAGGCUUCUCUUAACUUCUCUGUUACUUAAGUUCUCCAUUGGCUCAAUUAUAGCUGUAUCACACAAUUAUCGAAGUGUUUCGAUAUCCAUAUGCGUAGAAAAAUCGAUUUUAUUAAAAGAUAAUUCGAAUGGAAUGCGAUUCCCCGAAUUAGAUCUACACGAUAUAGGGUUGUUUCUCUCAGAAAAGAGAUCAACUUGAAUCGCUGAUGUAGAAGAGUAUCAAAGAGAUAUGUACAUUCGUCGUCGGGUUCGUCACGUCCAAAACGCGAUUAUGCAGUGAUUGUUCUGCAUGCCAACGUGAACGGGGAGGCUCACUUUUUAUGUCUCGUUCACGUCUACCGUACGUAACGGUACCGCCUGAUGCAUCCUCCAUUUGCGAUUCCCGUCUUUGUUGAAUUGCGCGUGAGAUUGACGUGAAGUGUGAUGGCACGUGGUGAAUUGCACCGUACGGUUUAUGGUUGCCCGUACUAGCCCAGACUCUACGUGACACAAUUUCACCCUCUCUUCACGCGCGCGCAGUUCCUCAAUGAGGUCACUUCUCGGAGUCCUCUUACGAAAACCAUGUUAAUUACCAAGUGGCAUUAAUUCCUGCCAGCGGCGCUGAAUUGAUAUAUUCACGAGUUGCGUACGAGCCUCCGUCAAUCGAAAACUGCCGUCGAAUCGCUGUACGUUCAGUAUUACGAAAAGACUCCCGCGAGAAGAGGUCCGCCCAGCUCUCCUUCCCGGGUGGAAUCCAUAAAAUUAUUUAUUCGCCUUCGCAUAUUGCGACUCCUACUACCUACCGGCUAACAAUAAGCUACACUUGUAUCCUGGAAUUACGGUGUUGGUAAUGUUCUCUUUCGUUUGGGCAGUUCGAGGCCAGCGAUGCGCUACCGUUGCGAUCCCGAAACGUCCAAACGGGGUAUCUAGGUCACUAUUUAAGUACGCGGCUUUAGCGUGUAGUUGUAUCUCGACUUUAUGUAAUAUACCUUUGUACAGUAUGUGAAUAUAAAUAUAUACAGGGUUUUGUUUACCCGUGUUUUACCUGUAAAA